GCUAUUGCAGUCCACUAACAAGGACAAACCAGAAUGGAAAAACCUGUCAAAAGAUCCAAGAUGAUCCAUGUGAAACGAAGGCCGCUCGACAUGCUAUGAUUGCUUCCGGUGAACAGGCUCUGUCCACUCAACCACCACGCUUUGGAAACUGCUUAUUGAGAAUGGCCUGCUGCUUUCCUUCCUAGCGCUCUAAGCAGUUACCGGUUUCAGCUCUGCGACUCUGUCCGAUCUGCUCGCGCUUGGGAAAUGGGUGACCAAGCUGAAUCCACUCUCAUCUCCUCAAACAAUCACCAAGUUUUCAGGGUGGUAGGCCUCUCCCUCAGGCUCGCAGCCAUACCCCUGUGUGCUGCCUCCCUAUGGGUGAUGGCGACCAACAAGCAAGCCAAUGAAUCGUACGGAAAGGUGGAAUUCAGCGACCUUCCCGGACUGAGGUACAUGGUCUGCAUCAGUGCCAUCUCUCUUGGAUACUCCGUCGUUUCGAUCCUCUUCGCAUGCCUCGGAUGCGUCAACAACGACUGGUUCUUCUUCAUCUCGGACCAGGUUGUGGCCUAUUUGAUGGUGACAUCGGGGUCUGCGGUGGCCGAGGUGCUCUAUCUGGCGCGUGAGGGCGACAGGAAGGCGUCAUGGAGUGAAGCGUGCAGCUACUACGGGAGGUUCUGCGACAGGACGAAGGUGUCGUUGGCGCUGCACUUGGCGGCCCUGCUUUGCUUCAUCGCUCUAUUUCUGGUGUCAUCUUACACAGUGUUCAGCAAGUUCGAAGCCCCUUCGGUUUCGGAUUCUUCCAAAGGGGUGGGAGAAUAGAUUUGGGAUGUGGUAGGUAAUCCUGUAAACGCUUAGCCGUGUCGUCGAAACAAAUCUAGUCCUAACCUAAAGUGCUUGGAUAUCCCUAGGCUUUCGUUAUUAUUA
Musa acuminata subsp. malaccensis (wild Malaysian banana) is the source of this 906-nucleotide messenger RNA. RefSeq names its product CASP-like protein 2D1. NCBI's taxonomy places the organism in Eukaryota, Viridiplantae, Streptophyta, Magnoliopsida, Zingiberales, Musaceae. The record is from RefSeq and is a predicted model, not a curated record.